Brassica napus (rape) is the source of this 1998-nucleotide messenger RNA. RefSeq names its product putative carbamate hydrolase RutD. NCBI's taxonomy places the organism in Eukaryota, Viridiplantae, Streptophyta, Magnoliopsida, Brassicales, Brassicaceae. The transcript is spliced from 11 exons. Bases 556 to 1749 code for a protein of 397 amino acids. Gene Ontology annotation, molecular function: catalytic activity. The record is from RefSeq and is a predicted model, not a curated record.
UAUUAUAUUCUUUUGUGUUUUGGAUGGAAUCACGUGAAAAAGAGAGAGAUAAGUUGAGAGUGAUGUUGACUCAAAAGAGAGAAUAACUUUUGUACUCAGAUUUAUAUUUGUUACAAUAGGAGAGUAUAUGUAUUUCUAGUGAAACAAAGUCGGUGUAUCAACCGACUAUGAGCAACAAAACAAAAUUACAAAUGGACAUCUGUAGUGGUGAUGAUUUAAAGACCACUUGGGGGAUAAGAGGACAAUCUUUUUAUAAUUAUUUCUUAAACAGUUGCGUAUUAAUACCAAAACCAAUGUUUUUGAAUAGUCUCAACUGUUUUAUGUCAAAUUUGACCGUUGACUUUUUUCAGGUAUUACCAAGCCAUCAUCCCGACCAGUCCCACGUGGCAGUCGCUUACCCCACCCGCAACUAAACCGAACCAAACCACCAAACCAAUCGCCGUCCAUUUAUAGAGAAAAAAAGAAAAAGUCAUAUCUGUUCUUCAUUUUCUUAUUCCGGUUGCUGAAUCCGCCGAAUCCCACCCAAUUUUCCAAGAGGAAGAUAAUCGUUAAACGAUGCCGUAUUGCGAGGUUGUGAAAGAACACGUAGACGCAGAAACGACGCUUAACAAUGCCGGCGUCAAGAUAUUCUACAGAACCUACGGUCAUGGUCCUUCCAGAGCUCUUCUCAUCAUAGGUUUAGCCGGAACCCAUGAAUCGUGGGGACCUCAAAUCAAGGGCUUGACGGGAACGGAUCAACCCAACGACGACGACGGAAUCGUUUCCGAUGAUGAUUCAGGAAGCGGCCAAGGCAUGGAGGUCUGCGCCUUCGACAAUCGUGGUAUGGGUCGAAGCUCCGUGCCCACCCACAAAUCUGACUACACAACAACUAUAAUGGCCAAGGAUUCGAUUAGUUUGUUGGAUCAUUUGGGAUGGGAGAAGGCUCACGUAAUUGGCCACUCUAUGGGAGCUAUGGUAGCUUGCAAGUUAGCUGCAAUGGUUCCUGAACGGGUUCUUUCUCUUGCGUUGCUUAACGUUACAGGUGGAGGUUUCGAGUGCUUCCCCAAGCUUGACCGGCUAACUCUUUCCAUUGCGAUACGUUUCUGGAUGGCAAAGACCCCUCAACAAAGAGCUAAAGUUGAUUUGGAUACACAUUAUUCACAGGAUUACCUAAAAGAACGCAUAGGCACCAACACAAGGAAGGAUGUCCUAUAUGAGCAAUAUGUAAAAGGAAUAUCAGAAACUGGAAUGCAGUCAAAGGACGGGCUUGACGGCCAACUUAACGCUUGUUGGUUACACAAGAUCACAACACCAGAGACUGAACGGAUCCGCUCUGCUGGAUUUCUUGUCUCAGUCAUUCAUGGAAGACAUGAUGUCAUUGCUCAGAUAUGUCACGCGAGAAGACUGGCACAGAGGCUAUACCCUGUCGCUAGAAUGGUUGAUCUUCAUGGAGGCCAUCUUGUAAGCCACGAGAGAACAGAGGAGGUUAAUAAAUCUCUUCUUGAGUUAAUCAAAGCGUCAGGAGUGAAAAAAACAGCAACUGAUUGGACUAACCUCGCCAUGGAAGAUCCCGGUUAUUUCCAGAGGAGAAUAUCACUUAUUAGAAGCUCAUCAGAAGGCAAGAGUGCCGCUUCUCCUUCACAUUUCAUAGUGGAAAAGUUUCAUCGCUGUCUACUUUUCCUCUUCGGGCUUCUGGUGUUGGUUUAUGAGUAUGCAAGAAGAGCUUUGAGGGUGGUGAAACCCAUCAAAGUUGGUCCUUCUCUUACAUAACCAACAAACCUCUCACACUUCAAUUCAUACACGGCUUUUGACAGAGUUUUGGUACAGACCAACUAUGCAGUGCUUCAGUGAUCAAGCUGGUGAAACGUACAGACGCUAGAGAAGGAGAUGCUGCUAUUACAAGGAAGAGAGAUUAAUACAAACUGUUGAUAUGUACUUGUGUAGAGAGAGAAACAUUUUGUUAUAUUCUAUUUACCUCGGAUCGAAAUGUACUAUUGUAAAGACAAGACUUAACCUCAA